Molecule: messenger RNA, 893 nt
Organism: Cladocopium goreaui
Lineage: Eukaryota; Dinophyceae; Suessiales; Symbiodiniaceae
Source: the annotation of a GenBank genome assembly
GUACGAGAUCUUCCGUCGGCGUUAUCCAUUUGAUGAGGAUACCCACAACUACCUGCAGACUUCUAACCCUGAUGUGCGACGGUUUGUGAUGCGGAACUUCAAGCCGCCCCGGGAGGGCGAGGCGGACUACUCCGCGCUAUUGAUCACAUAUUGCAAACGCUGUCGCAGCAACAUGCAGCAGGGUGUGCAGGGCAUGCAGGGCCUACAGCCCAUGCAGCAGAUGGGCCCUGGCUGGGGGAAGGGUCCCAUGACUCCCAUGGCGCCCGGAUCGCAGAACUGGGGUGCUUGGGGCAAAGGCAAUUGGGAGGGCGGCAAAGGGAUGGAGUCCAUGAGCCAAUGGGACGGAGGCUCUUUUGGUGGAGGAUGCGGCGGCUCUCCAAGUUGCGGAGGCUGUGGCUGCGGUGGCUGCGGUGGCUGCGGUGGCUGCGGUGGUUGCGGCUGCGGUGGCUGCGGCUAUGGCUGCAGUGGUUGCGGCUGUGGCGGCUGCGGGGGCUGUGGGGGCUGCGGGGGCUGCGGGGGCUGUGGAUCCGGCUGUGGCGGCUAUGGCUGCGGCGGUGGUGGUGCCUUCAAUGGUGCAGGUCAAGGAGGGAUCGACCAGAGCGCGUUGUGGUCCUUCCGCCAGCGCUAUCCCAUGGACGACAUGGCGUUCCAGUUCCUGUGCAAUGCGCCAGCACAUGCGCAGCAAAUGGUCCUGGAAUCCUUUGCGCCAAACCGGCAGGAUUCGGAUUACUCUGCGCUUGUCAUCAACUACACAAAGCGCUGUGGUCAGGGACAACUGGCAGCACCGGCCAAACGGCCACGCACCUUCUGAACGAUUGAUACUUUGUCCGUGAAAAUCGGUGGCAUGUGAAACUUGCACCGCGGAGAGACCGCGCGGUCUAUGAACGUCAAAA